UAAGACUGGGAAAGAUGAAUGGCAAAAUCAUUACAUCAAAAACCUCAGAACUGGAGAACCCUCUGAUAAGAAACGGAGACUGCCGACAUGUCGGAUUCUCAGAACAGCACACUAGCAACGUUUCAUGGUGAUGACAAGAUGGAAGAGGACUCUGGAUCUAUGGGAUUGAUUGGUGAAGGUGUGGGUUUUGAUGAUAGAAUCCAGGAAGAACAAAUGCAUACCGGGAAUAAGGAGCACUCUUUGAAUAGUCUCGAUCCUGUAAAUCAUGUUCGUGAGCCACGUCCUAACACAGACACGACGGCGGAACCAUCAAUUAAGGAACCAUCAACUAAGGCCAUCUCAAAAAGUUUGUCUCGGACAGACAUAGAAGAAAGACUGAGCGUUCCUGCAAGUUGUCUACACCUUUUCCCAAUGCCUGAAGGUGUAAGAGAAAUUGAGUUCCAAGCAAUCGACACUCUUGGGAAGCAGUGGAACUUUAAGCUAUCCUGUCGCUCUGAAGGACAUCCUAAACCUGUUAUCACUGGGCAGUGGCUUAGUUUUGUGAAGGAUAAAGGUGUCAAGGUAGGUGAUACCGUAACAAUAUCUCAACAAAAUAAUGGAACGAAUGAAGUCCAAUACAGCAUUUCAGUGUCCAGAAAGCUUUUCAAUGUUUUGGCUACCUUGCCGGCUUGAGCUUCUUUUCUGCUGCCUAGCAUGAGCAGCUCAGUUGUGCAUAUUGCCCGUGUUGUUUUUUAUUUUUCUUUCGCUAAACAUAGUGCUAUGGUUGUCAUGUCUAUCUCCUGCAUAAGUGUGCUCUCUGCAGAGUGAUCUUCUUUGAAGCGCCGCCUUGACUCUCUCAAGUAACGCAUGUCCAGUAUUAAACUCGAGUUUUGUGAAGGAUAAAGGUGUCAACAAGGAAGGUGAUACCGUAACAAUAUCUCCGCAAAAUAAUGGAACGAAUGAAGGCCAAUACAGCAUUUCAGUGUCCAGAAAGCGUUUCAAUGUCUUGGCUACCUUGCCAGCUUGAGCUUCGUUUCUGCUGCCCAGCAUGAGCAGCUCAGUUGUGCAUAUUGCCCGUGUUGUUUUUUAAUUUUUCUUUUGCUGAACAUAUGGCUAUGGUUGUCAUGUCUAUCUCCUGCAUUAGUAUGCAUUCUGCAGAGUAACCUUCUUUGAAGCGUGGCCUUGACUCUCUCAAGUAAAUCUUUCAAGAAAAAAUGUAAGUCUGAUUUUGUUUGAUUUACAAUUUGAUAGUGAAGUGUAAAAAUAUUAGAACAUGGUGUAUUUUUAUGCUGAAGAAAACAAAUGAUGAAGAGAUCUGUUACA
Populus euphratica (Euphrates poplar) is the source of this 1302-nucleotide messenger RNA. RefSeq lists its product as uncharacterized. Lineage: Eukaryota; Viridiplantae; Streptophyta; Magnoliopsida; Malpighiales; Salicaceae. The transcript has 3 exons. Gene Ontology annotation, molecular function: DNA binding. The record is from RefSeq and is a predicted model, not a curated record. The coding region runs from base 88 to 672 and encodes 194 amino acids.